AUGUCGACGUCAACUGAAAGCCCUGAUACACCUACAACUUCUCAACCUCUUCUACCCAAACAGACGUCAUUCGUCGUAAAUGAUCUUGAAGAACGGAUAAGAGAAAGUGCACGAAUUGCGAGUCCAAAAAGAGCUCCUAGUCUACCGGAUCCUCGAAUUCUGUCGGAUCUCGAAACGCAUACGAAGGAAAUUGUGGGAAACAUCGAUACAAUGCUUUGA
Caenorhabditis remanei is the source of this 219-nucleotide messenger RNA. RefSeq lists its product as uncharacterized. The transcript has a single exon. NCBI's taxonomy places the organism in Eukaryota, Metazoa, Nematoda, Chromadorea, Rhabditida, Rhabditidae. The coding region runs from base 1 to 219 and encodes 72 amino acids. The record is from RefSeq and is a predicted model, not a curated record.